CAGGUCGACGGGAAGACAACACAAGGGUUAUUAAAUGCACAGGACAAUGGGAAACACCCGAAGUUCUCACAUGCUUUGAACGCAGCACUGUUGACGUCCUGGAUGUGGGCGGGGCUGGAGCGGAGGAACUGUGACCACGUGGAUGGGGCCUUCGCUUGGGCCGCGGGCCGCAGCCAUUACUGGUGUUGUCUACUCGGUCACCGACAGGGCUCGCUAACAGACAGCCGGUGAACACGGCAGACAACCUGAACCCGAAAGUGAAAGCAAAAAGCAGCCGCAGGUCAGCACUUUGUUCAGAGACAACAACACGGCGCUGCUACAGUUUCACAAGAGCUCUGCAGUAUGGAGUUUAUCACAGACAUCUGUCUCAUCAUUGAUAAAACUUACGAAGACUCUGGAAGCUUAAUGAGGAUCCUUCAACCGUACAGUCUUGAGAAAAAAGGUUCCUGCUACAUAGUGAGAGGAACCUAUGAGGAGCUGGAGCAGCUGGCAACCAAACUGUCGCAGAGACAUAGCUUCAGUCCCAUCACACACGGAUCAACCCGUCAGCAGGACGAGCAUGCUUCACCUCAUGUCAAACCUGUGGAAGUAUCGGGGGUUGUUAUGGACUACAUUGAGCUAAAAUGUGCAAAAGAACUUGAGAAAAUUCAAGGGAACAGCAUUGCCAUUGAAACACAGCCUGAACCCAGAACCGUACACAAUAAACCCAGUGGCACAGUACAGGUGACUUUCAGAUCGCACCAUGGCUCCUCGCACCGUGUCCGUGCUGACUUUGUCAGACAGCGAUUCAUCACAUUUUACCAGCGGACUGCCUCUGACCUGCAGGUCACAUCUGUCCCUGUGGGUCCGCAUGACCACAAAGAACUGCAGAGGAGAUUUCCAUGCCUCCUCUUGAAGCCCAGCCUCAGAAGAUCUGAAGUAACUGUGAUCGGGCCUUUUGUGCACAUUGCUAACUUAAAAGAGUUCCUUUCACAAAACAGGCCGAGCUCUAGCAAGAGUCCAGUGAACAAAGGUCCAGCAGAGGCUCCAAGCAGCAGAACCUCGGGUCCUUCAUCUACACACAGCAAAGAUCCCGAAGAAGAAUCAUGUCCAAUCUGUAUGGAACCGAUAGCAACCGCCGAGAAAAAGACUCUGCGGUGCAAGCACUCGUUCUGCAGAAAUUGUCUGAAAACAGCCUUUGACUACAAGCCUGUGUGCCCGACGUGUGGAGAGUUGUACGGCACUUUGACAGGGACACAACCUGAUGGAGGCGAGAUGAGGUCCACCACAAGCUCCGCAUCUCUGCCUGGAUAUGAGAAAUAUGGAACAAUAACCAUCCAUUAUUACAUUCCAAGUGGCAUCCAAAAGGAGGAGCAUCCUAACCCCGGGCAGCCAUAUGAAGGUGCAUCCCGUACAGCCUAUCUCCCUGACUCCUCAGAGGGCCAACAGAUCCUGAAACUGCUGAGGCGGGCCUUUGAUCAGAGACUGGUCUUCACUGUGGGUCGCUCCACCACCAGCGGCAGGAACAACAUGGUCACAUGGAACGAUAUUCACCACAAAACCUCCACACAUGGGGGGCCGACUCACUAUGGAUACCCAGACCCUGAUUAUCUCAGCCGAGUGAGAGAUGAACUCCGAGUCAAGGGAAUUGAAUGAGUCACUUUAAGACCGAGACAAGACCGACCCUUUGAGGUUUGAGACCACGUCAAGACCAUGACCAGAUUUGUGUUAGACAGCCAGAGCUUCCUCUCCUGUCUCCUGCAUUCACUUUCUUGGGAGUGCGUGUAAAGGGGGCAGGGAGAGGGGGGUUUACGGUUACAUAUUUCAAAUUAGAUAUAAGUCAAGUUAUUGGUUGCAUUGGCGAGUUUUAACACAUAGGCAUAAAUCAGACAAUGCACAGGCAAUUUAGUGAAAUCCCUGCAGGUGUAGUCUUGAAAUAAAAUCGCGAAUCCUCUUUAUCUGAGACCAAGACAAGACCCAGUAAAAAUGCGGUCCAUUCUGAGACGAGACCUUCAAAAAUUGGUCUUAAGAUCGAUCUCGAGUACUACAACACUGCUCCGGGCACGGACAAUGUACUUCAAUUUAC
Molecule: messenger RNA, 2065 nt
Organism: Sander lucioperca (pikeperch)
Lineage: Eukaryota; Metazoa; Chordata; Actinopteri; Perciformes; Percidae
Exons: 5
Coding region: 343-1635 (430 amino acids)
Biological process (GO): protein ubiquitination; Notch signaling pathway
Source: RefSeq, a predicted model, not a curated record